Molecule: messenger RNA, 1790 nt
Organism: Salvia hispanica
Lineage: Eukaryota; Viridiplantae; Streptophyta; Magnoliopsida; Lamiales; Lamiaceae
Product: protein indeterminate-domain 14-like
Cellular component (GO): nucleus
Molecular function (GO): DNA-binding transcription factor activity
Source: RefSeq, a predicted model, not a curated record
ACACCCUUCUCUCUCAAUUUAUUACUUAUACUGAUUGAUUCCUGAGACUCAAAGCUUUUAAAAAGAAAGACAAGGGUUGCAAGAAAAAAAGCUUAAAUUAAAGGUGAGAGAGAGAAGCCUGGAAAUCUCACCCCCUUUUUCAUCAUGUUUCCCUCAUAUCACCCACGGUUGUAGCUGUAGCUCUCUCUCUAUAUUCUCAAUUUGGUCGGUUUGUUUCAAUUUUGAUCAAUUUUCAAUCCUUCAUCUCCGAUGUUGAAUAAUAGCCCCUCCGAACACCCCACCAGCAGCAGACGAAAACGCCGCCCCGCCGGCACUCCAGAUCCCGAUGCGGAAGUGGUGUCUCUAUCUCCGAAAACCCUCCUGGAGUCGGAUCGGUACGUGUGCGAGAUCUGCAACCAGGGAUUCCAGCGGGACCAGAAUCUGCAGAUGCACCGGCGGAGGCACAAGGUGCCGUGGAAGCUGCUGAAGAGGGAGACGCCCGUGGCGAGGAAGAGGGUGUUCGUGUGCCCGGAGCCGAGCUGCCUCCACCACGACCCGUGCCACGCACUCGGCGAUCUGGUGGGGAUCAAGAAGCACUUCCGACGCAAGCACAGCAACCAGAAGCAGUGGGUCUGCGACAAAUGCAACAAAGCCUACGCAGUCCAGUCCGACUACAAAGCCCACCUCAAGACCUGUGGGACCCGCGGCCAUUCCUGCGACUGUGGCCGUGUCUUCUCUAGGGUAGAGAGCUUCAUCGAGCAUCAAGAUGCUUGCAGCAUGGGGCGGCUCCGAUCGGAUUGCCACCCACUGCAGGCAGCGGCUGCAACCGCUGCCUGCUUAUCGAGAACGGCGUCAAGCCCUUCCAGCGACACCAAUUUAAGCACCGCGCCAUGGCCGGGCGGCCAUUCUAGCCUCGUAGCGCCAACAGAUUCAAUAUUCAUGGCUAAUGCCGGCGCCACGAGGCACAGAUCCCGGCCGCCCAAUCUUGAGCUGCAGCUGCUCACAAAAGCCAGCAGCAGCCUCGGCUUCUCCGGAAAUUCAACCAAGCUCGAUUCGACUCAGCUGCAGCUCUCCAUCGGCUCGUCGGAGAUCGGAGACAAGGCCGAGAACGUCGCCGCCGGCAGCCGCUACUCCCCGAUGGGGAGCAGCAGCACCAGCGAGAAGCGCAGCAGCGUUGCGGCGGCGACAGUGAGGGAGGAGGCGGAGGAGCAGCUGCGGGCGGCCAUGGCGGAGAGGGCGUACGCGGAGGAGGCGCGGCAGCAGGCGAAGCGGCAGCGGGAGCUGGCGGAGCAGGAGUUCGCCAACGCCAAGAGGAUCCGGCAGCAGGCGGUGGCGGAGCUCGAGAAGGCGCAGGCGCUCAAAGAGCAGGCCGCGCAGCAGCUCAGCGCCACCAUUUUGCAGAUCACUUGCCACUCCUGCAAGCACAGAUUCCACCCCGAGGCGGCCGCCGAAACCUCUUCCUCCGCCGCAAACUCAAUUAGGCGCGGUUACAUAUCGGCUGCCUUGAGGGAUUGGGAAGUCAAGAAAAACUGAACACAAAAAAAAAAAAAAAAAAAUUUGAAAAGUUUGACUUGUAUUAGGAAUGUUUGUUUAUUUCGAGUUUAAUUAGUUUUUAAUAGUAUUAAUUAAAAUGAUGGAGUCUUUUAAUUUGACCUUACAUUUGUGUAGGUAUAUUUAGUGGAAGAAAUAUUUGAGUGGAGUGUUGUGAUAUAAAAAAAGGGGAGGUGGGGGGUGUCAGAUGGUUAAUGAAGUUGGUAUUGUAUCAAAUUUGGUAUUUAUUUCAUUUAUUUCGUAGCUGCUUUUUUCAGGAA